Molecule: messenger RNA, 1251 nt
Organism: Mixia osmundae IAM 14324
Lineage: Eukaryota; Fungi; Basidiomycota; Mixiomycetes; Mixiales; Mixiaceae
Exons: 3
Coding region: 1-1251 (416 amino acids)
Source: RefSeq, a predicted model, not a curated record
AUGUGGAACACUCAGGAUGAGGACUCUGACGACGAGUCCGUCAUGCGGUUCCGCACAGGGAACUACAGACGACCCAGCACAGCAAUGUCGAUCAACACGCUGGCUUCUCGCGACACGGCAGCCGACAUCAGCGAGUACACUCGUCAACGACGCACCUCUGAGCAGUCGACAGCACCCGCACGCAUAGGCAGAUCACAAGAGGAUCAUGGGUGGUCUAGCCAUCCGUCAGGACUGCAGGCGCAGAAUGAGAGACACCAUCUGCGCGCUCUCAAAGACGCCAACAUCACCCUCGAUACGACGAAUGUACCUCAGGCGCUACUGCGUGGACUCAGCAUCCGCAAGCUCAAGCCCAACGAGGACGGAACGGCAUACUAUUGCGAGCCCGGCGGAUUGAUGCCCACCAUCAUUCCAGAGGACCAGUCGCCUGUCACCCCGACGGCUUCGGUCGCGGGCUCACUCUACAGAGGCUCGCGAGGUCGUGCAAAUGCGAGACCCUACCGACCUCCUUUUGCGCCUGCGGAAGAUCUACUGACGACGGAGCCCGUCAGUGAGGCUCCUCGGCGUGGAUUCAGCCUUGUCGACCCUGGCGUCGUCCCUCGUCCUCAUGCAGACGGCCCAACAGCGGCCGAAACGACAGAAGUCAGCGGAGACGGGAUCACAAGGAAAAAGUCGCUCAAGGAUCGACUUGCUCGCGGCGUCUCACUGCAUCGACGGAAGCGUUCCUCAUCUGCACCUCCUAUGCCAACUGUACCUCUCGCGAGCCCCAGCAGUUUGAUUGAUUCGCCCCCACCUGGCAGGGAUAACAGGCUGUCACGCUCUAGCAGUGUGAACCAGAGCUCGCCGCGAGACGAAGGUGCUACCGGCGAAUUCAAAGGGUUCGUCCGAAAGCUCAGUCGAAAGAGACCGUCAGCGCGUCGAGCUCAAACGCUUCCGACUGUGCCCGAGUUCAAACCAGCGCCCAUUUUGACACCCAUCAAGCUGCAUCCGCCACCUGCUGUUCUUGGCCUGCAAGCAAUCCCGCUGAGCUCGUUUGCGCCUCUGCCGGCUGUGCAACCCAAGGCAGCGUCUACGCCCUCAGAUUGCAGGCAGACAGCCUCACCCGCAUCUGACCGCAGGGUUGCACGCCCGCGAUCGCGCAAUCCCUAUACAGACUCCUGGGCAUCCGAUUCGUAUGCGUCUGAAGAGCUCAAGCUCUGGCCGACACGAGACGAGGAGCAGACCCCUUAUAUACUCACACGCACUCGCGCUUGA